GAUAGCGCAGAAGCAUGUAGCCCCUCUAGACAUUACAAAACAAUAAAUAUAUAUAGACACCGAACACACACACGUACAAACCCACAUUUUUUUUUUUUGCAGGUUAGAGAUCUCACACGAGGUGAGACAAAAAAAGACCAGCGGACGUUGUCUCAUACCAGUCACGUACCCGCGCUGACUUCGUUGUGGUGCUGCGUGGCAGAGUUACCGAAACCGAAGAAGAAAGCAAAGUCGUACGCUACGACCCAUAGACACAUGCAAAUGCACACAAACGAGAGCAACAGCAGAAAACUCAGCGCCGCUGCCGCAGAGAGCGGCGAGAUGGACGUUGAUACUCUUCUGACGCGGCAGAUGGAGCUGCACACCUCGGUGCGGCACCCACCCAAAAACCCACAAGGCCUCGUGCAGCUGAUGGACAUCAUGCGCAACUACAAAAACUACUUCGAAUCGCUGCGGAAAAUAGCGGGUCAGUUCAACAUGGAGCCGGAGACCGUCUUCCAGGCCUUCAUGUACAUUAGCGUCGGUGGCACCGUCAACUUCGACCGCCAGCACCAGGACGGCUCCGUCCCCAUGCACCAGGCGAAGGUGCUCGCCCGCUCUAACGCCAUCGAACUCGCGUCGACGCUGCGCAAGGAGGUGCCCAACUCAGAGCUUAUGGUGUACGUAGGACUGAGCCGGGACCUGCGCACCACUCUGCGCGUUAAGGUCGAGGACGGCAAUGACCUCAAGACGGCGGAGGCGAGUGUGUGCGAGGCGGUGGAGUACCUGAACUACAUUGACCGCUGUGCCCACCACAACCCCGAGAGGAUCUUCCAGUUUUACAUGGCUGAAGACCCCGCCUCGUUGACGGCGCUGCUCAGCGAGUCGGACCCAUUGUCCUUGACGCAGACUAUGAACAGCAGCACGAUGCGCGGCUCGGGCAUGACGAUGCUCGCCGUCUUUGACGAGGGCGGUGCGGACGCCCGCGAGCCGACGCCGCUGCCGGAUCCGCUUUCUUCGUUUCCGCAGCAGCUGAAGACGCAGUGCGGGCUGGCGAGCGAGAAGUCCACCGUGAGCGGGAGCGCCGCACGCCGCCUCAAGGCAGCGCAGGUGGUGCUGGACUGGGUGACAGCGGUGCCAGUAGAGUACUUCGCCGAGCACGCGGAGCGUAUCGUGGCGACCGUGUCGUCGACGCUGACGCUGCUGGCCUCGGAGAAGCGGUCUGCUCUCUGCCGGGUUGGGUGUGAGGUCAUCACUGUUCUGAUGCAGCGCCUCUCUCCCGAGCCGGUGUUUCUCGAUGAUGUCGAUCGCGGGACGUGCAGCGCCAACUCAGAGACCUUCAGCGGCGCCCUCGCUCAGUGGACGACGAGCCUGGCAAAGGGCACGUACGUGACCGUCGCUGCCAUCUCCGCGGCGGCCGAUGUGGCCCUUCGCGCUGUCGUCAUCCAGAGCCACGGGCACAUCUGUGUAGUGAAGAAGCUACUGGAGGUGCUGUCCAACGGCACCCAAACGGAGCUGCGCCGUAAGUGUCUCGGCUACCUCUCCCUGUGCGUGACCGCUGCGCACGCGCAACGCCAAGAGCGUGUGCGGGAACUGCUUCCCCUGCUGGCGCCGGUUGCCGUCGACUACGUCGCCAUCGGUGACUCGCCGAGCCGCAAGAUGGCGCGAGCGUUGUGCUCUGUGCUGCGCGUCCUCGCCGCGGAUGCGUCGCCCGGGAGUAAAGAUCUUCUCACCAUCGCAGACGAACGCAUCGAGCACCUGGUUCAGCAAGAGCGUCCGCAAGUGGAGCCGGCCGUGCUGGGCGGCCCGCAGGAAUUGGAGGAGCUCCUCUUCGAGGCGGACGCCUUCGUCUCCUCCACGCGCUCGUCCUUCUCCAAUUCCACCUCGCGGCACAGCGGCGCGGGUUUCGGUGCCGGUGCCGGUACAGUAAGUGGUGGCAGCGUGCGUGGCCGCGGGCGUGGGGCCGCCACGGGGUCGAAGCGCUCGAGCCAUUCGUCGUCGCACGACAGCACCGGCAACACAGAGAUGCCGGGCCGUGCGCGGGGCUCCGGCCAGCCACCGUUUGCCCCGCGCCCCUCGGCGAGCAGCGGGGUCGCGGUGGGGCGACGCCACACGGGGGAGCCGCCGCGGGUCCCGUCGCCAGUGCGUGGACAAGCGGGCUUGCAGGAGAUCAGAUCGGGUCAUGUGCUAGGCGAGCUGCGGAGCCCCACCCGGCGCGGCACCGCAGCAGCAGGGGCGGGGGGCGGCCCGAGACGCUCUCAGGAGAGGCAGCGGCGCAGUAAAUCUCCCCACAAAGUUGAUGGAGAGGGGAUGGCCGCGGCCCCGCUGCGUAAAGGACAGCAGACGCACGUACACGCAGCCAGUGGUGUGUACGACACCGACGCCUUUCUUGGCAGCGGGCCUACCCUCAAGAAAAACGCGAAGGCGGAGGAGCACAGCGUCCGCGUGUCUUCUUCCUCCAUCCCUGCCUCUUCAGGGAACAAACCUCAAGACGGCAGCAGCGGCAGCACGAACGCCGUUGUUGACGGUCCUGCACGCAGCGCGGCGACGCGCAGCUCCGUCCCGCUGCUGCCAUCGCUCGGUUCCCAGCCUCGCCGAAGCCCCAUGCUGGAGGCGCAGAACCACCUCCAUCAGCACGCCGACAACAACGGUGCCCGCGAUGCUCCUGCGCAC
Molecule: messenger RNA, 2652 nt
Organism: Leptomonas pyrrhocoris
Lineage: Eukaryota; Euglenozoa; Kinetoplastea; Trypanosomatida; Trypanosomatidae
Exons: 1
Source: RefSeq, a predicted model, not a curated record